AUUUUUGAACUUUCCAGGCGUUUUUUCUCCUCAUAAAAAACAAAAAUGUAAAGUGGUAAAAGGGGUCAAAGCCAAAAAGUGAAUGACUUUAUACACCUACUCACAUACAAGUAUAGUGCCAGUAAAAAGACUGUGAACUCUUUUGUUGUUAUUCAUUUCUUAAACCCCAAGUGCAGAGGCAAUUUUCAAUAGGUGGAAGUGUGUGAUAUACUAAAUUUUGACAUUCUUUCAGUAUAGCAAUGAGCUUCAGUGGCUCUACAACAGGCUCUGGUAGCAGAACGACUCAAACAUCAUGGGAAUUUGGGAGGACUCAUGUUGUUAGGCCGAAAGGAAAGCAUGAGGCAACUAUUGUUUGGCUACAUGGUCUAGGUGAUAAGGGCUCAAGCUGGUCCCAGCUUCUUGAAAGCCUUCCACUUCCUAAUAUCAAAUGGAUUUGCCCAACUGCUCCUACUCGUCCCGUUGCUGCCUUUGGUGGAUUUCCCUGCACUGCUUGGUUUGAUGUAGGAGAUAUUUCGGAAGAUGCUCCUGAUGAUUUGGAGGGCUUAGAUUUUUCUGCAGCACAUGUUGCAAAUCUCUUAUCAACAGAGCCAGCUGAUGUUAAACUAUGUGUUGGAGGAUUCAGCAUGGGAGCUGCAACUGCUCUUUAUUCAGCCACAUGCCAUGCAUUUAGGCAGUAUGGUAAUGGAAGCCCUUAUCGAGUGAACCUGAGCGCAGUUGUUGGCCUUAGCGGCUGGCUUCCUUGUUCAAGGACAUUAAGGCACCGUAUGCAAGGAAUGAAUGAUGCUGGAAGGCGUGCAGCAUCCUUGCCAAUUUUGCUCUGUCAUGGCACUGGUGAUGACGUUGUGGCAUAUCAACAUGGAGAAAAAUCUGCAAGACUUUUAAGCUCAUCUGGUUUUCAGAGUCUAACCUGGAGGACCUAUGAGGGGCUUGGUCACUACACGAUUCCUGAAGAGAACCAUGAAAUUUGUCGCUGGCUGUCCGCAAAUUUGCAACUUGGGGGGGCAUGAAAUGAAUUGCUGAAGCGCUGGUUUAUGUGGUUUACACGAAGAAGAAAAAAAUAACGUAGUGAAUGAACAGCUAGCCUAGGGAGAGUGGUUGAUGGUAUACUUGCAUUAUGCAUAUUAUUGUCUAUUAGUAUCUAUUGUAUCGGUAAAAAUAAAACACGUGUGGCUAUGCCAGUUCUUAUAAUAUGAUUUUUCCUCUUGAGAACCAAAGAAAUCAGUGUACCCUUGUUUAGUAACUUAAAAUGUAAUUUUGUGAAGCCCCUACUUGUAGUGGCCACUUGGUUGAAUGUAAGAGGCAUCGAAUCUUUAUAGGAA
Molecule: messenger RNA, 1319 nt
Organism: Lycium ferocissimum
Lineage: Eukaryota; Viridiplantae; Streptophyta; Magnoliopsida; Solanales; Solanaceae
Product: acyl-protein thioesterase 1-like
Exons: 10
Coding region: 240-1007 (255 amino acids)
Molecular function (GO): hydrolase activity
Source: RefSeq, a predicted model, not a curated record